Polychytrium aggregatum is the source of this 849-nucleotide messenger RNA. RefSeq names its product PLC-like phosphodiesterase. The transcript has 3 exons. Gene Ontology annotation, molecular function: phosphatidylglycerol phospholipase C activity. Gene Ontology annotation, biological process: glycerophospholipid catabolic process. Bases 1 to 849 code for a protein of 282 amino acids. NCBI's taxonomy places the organism in Eukaryota, Fungi, Chytridiomycota, Chytridiomycetes, Polychytriales. The record is from RefSeq and is a predicted model, not a curated record.
AUGUCUCGCCGAGCCGCCACCCAGAUCGGCCUCCUGUUUGCCCACGACCUCAUGUCCCAUCGUGGCGGCAGCCUCGAGCGUGUUGAGAACACCUUGGCGGCCUUCCGAUACUCUGCCCAGCAGCUCAAGGUGCCGCUGCUUGAGCUGGACGUCCAGCUGACUCGGGACGGCCAAGUCGUUAUUUUCCAUGACCAGAACAUGGAGCGUCUCACCGGCAUUCCCAACGUUCGGAUUCAAGACUAUGACUAUGCCGACCUGCCGCCUCUCCUGGUCCGCAAGGAGCUUGCCAAUGUCCCUGGGCUGACCCAGGAGCGAGAUGCCACGCGCAUUCCGCUGCUCGAGGAGCUUCUGAAAGAGUUUCCAAAGUACCCGAUGCAGAUCGACGUUAAGACCGGGCCGGAGGAGCUGGUGGUCAAGGUCGGCCGGCUCCUGCGCAAGUACGAGCGAGAGAACGUCACCGUCUGGGGAUCCUUCCGCCAUCCCGUCAACUCCUGCUGCCAUCACCACUUUCCCGAUAUCCCGCUCUUCUUUUCCUUCCAGCGGGCCCUGACUUCCUUUGCCCUCUACCACCUGGGCCUGGGUUGGAUCAUGACCUACUACGAGUCGGCCCUGAUCCUGCCGGACAUGUGGCUUUUCCUCCGUCCAGGGUGGUUUCGAUACCUGAACCGACACGGCAUCUCCGUGAUUGUGUUUGGGUCCGGGAGUGGGUCUAUCAACGACGUUGCCGGCUGGGAGCGAGUCCGGGCCGCUGGGGUGAACGGCAUCUGCUCGGACCGGCCGUCGCUGCUGCAGGAAUGGCUCGAGACCCAUCCUCUGGCUGGGGUCAGCGACGUCCGGAAGCAAGACUAG